This is a messenger RNA of Gambusia affinis (western mosquitofish), 1700 nucleotides long. RefSeq names its product DEAD (Asp-Glu-Ala-Asp) box polypeptide 47 (gene ddx47). Bases 16 to 1512 code for a protein of 498 amino acids. Lineage: Eukaryota; Metazoa; Chordata; Actinopteri; Cyprinodontiformes; Poeciliidae. The record is from RefSeq and is a predicted model, not a curated record. The transcript has 12 exons. Gene Ontology annotation, molecular function: nucleic acid binding; RNA helicase activity; ATP binding.
ACUACACUUCCCGUCAUGCUUUGGGUCCGCGUUUCCGCAGCUGCGCAGUUCAGACGGGAAGACACGUUGAGACGGGGAAGCAUGGAGGACCGGAGUCCGGAGCAAAAUACCGGUGAAAGACCGGAGGAGUCUGGCAGCGACGAUGAUGAAGAAGAACAGGUUAAUACUGGAGAAAGUGAGGCGGCAGUGAAGACCUUCAAGGACCUGGGUGUUACUGAGGUGCUAUGUGAAUCUUGUGAUCAGCUGGGAUGGAAGAGUCCAACCAAGAUCCAGGUGGAAGCUAUUCCAGUAGCACUUCAAGGCAGAGACGUCAUCGGCUUGGCAGAGACGGGUUCAGGUAAGACCGGCGCGUUCGCUCUGCCGAUCCUCCAGUCGCUGCUGGCUUCACCUCAGCGGCUCCACACCUUGGUCCUCACCCCCACCAGAGAGCUGGCCUUCCAGAUCUCCGAGCAGUUUGAGGCCCUGGGCUCCAGCAUCGGGGUCAAAUGUGCUGUGAUUGUUGGAGGAAUCGACAUGAUGUCCCAGUCGUUGGUGUUGGCAAAAAAGCCACAUAUUGUUAUUGCCACUCCUGGUCGGUUGAUUGACCACAUGGAGAACACAAAGGGCUUCUCCCUGCGAGCUCUAAAGUUCCUGGUGAUGGACGAAGCAGACCGGAUUCUCAAUAUGGACUUUGAGACUGAGGUGGACAAGAUCCUGAAAGUCAUUCCCAGAGACAGACGCACCUUCUUGUUCUCAGCCACCAUGACCAAAAAGGUCCAGAAGCUCCAAAGAGCAGCUCUGAAGGAUCCUGUAAAGUGCGCCGUAUCCACAAAGUACUCCACAGUAGACAAGCUGCAGCAGUACUACGUCUUUAUUCCAUCCAAGUAUAAGGACUGUUACCUCGUGUCCAUCCUGAACGAGCUGGCCGGGAACUCCUUCAUGAUUUUCUGCAGCACGUGUAACAACGCCCAGCGGGUGGCGCUCAUGUUGAGGAACCUGGGCAUCACCGCCAUCCCUCUUCAUGGACAGAUGAGUCAGAAUAAACGUCUCGGCGCGCUCAACAAGUUCAAGUCCAAGUCGCGCUCCGUUCUCCUGGCGACGGAUGUGGCGUCCAGAGGCCUGGACAUCCCGCACGUCGACUGUGUCAUCAACUACGACAUCCCUACGCAUUCAAAGGACUACAUCCACAGAGUGGGGCGAACAGCCAGAGCGGGCCGGUCUGGAAAAUCCAUCACUUUUGUCACACAGUAUGAUGUGGAGCUUUUCCAGCGGAUCGAAAGUCUGAUUGGGAAGAAACUGCCGGCGUUCCCCACACAAGAGGAGGAAGUGAUGAUGCUGGUGGAGAGAGUGAGCGAGGCUCAGAGGUUUGCCCGGCUGGAAAUGAAGGAACAGGGAGAGAAACGGAGGAGGCCCAAAGGUGGAGAGGGGGACGAGGACGACACGGAGCAGGCGAGCGGAGUGAGGAAGAAAGUCAAAGGAGGGCCGGGUGGAGGGAAGAAGAGGGGCGGAGCAGCCUGGAGAGGAGGACGCUGAAGCAGAAAACCAAACCGUAAAAUGUACAUAACCACAACACAAAAUGCCUCUCCGGUCUCUGAUGUAAACUUUACUAUCAUGACGACUUGUUUUCCACACAUCGCUUUGCGAGCCGACAACUAUUUAAUGACACAAUAAGUGCUCUUUUUUUUUUCCAUUUGUAAUAAAACUUUGCUGUAAAAUCUCAA